AUGAGUUCGAGGGCAGGAUAUCCACCUCCGGGAAUGGGCGGCGGCCGAGGCGGUGCCGGCGGCAUUAACCCAAACCCUUUUCAACCUAGAAAUCACACGCAAAACAACAUGACUAGGGGCCCUGCACCGAGUAAUAUGAAUCACCAGACGUUUCAUAAUCCUCAGCAACAGCAGUGGCUACGCCGGACUCAGCUUCCGCCAUCCAAUUCAACUGUCCAUGAGGUUGAAAAGACCGUACAGUCUGAAGCGGUUGAUUCGAGUUCGCAAGAUUGGAAGGAAAGAUUAAAGUUACCACCAACGGACGCCCGUUACAAAACGGAGGAUGUGACUGCUACCAAAGGAAAUGAAUUUGAAGACUACUUUUUGAAACGUGAGCUGCUUAUGGGAAUAUAUGAGAAGGGCUUCGAGAGACCAUCUCCGAUCCAGGAGGAGAGUAUUCCAAUUGCUCUCACUGGAAGUGAUAUUUUAGCUAGAGCCAAAAAUGGAACAGGGAAAACUGCUGCUUUUUGCAUUCCUGCCUUGGAGAAAAUUGAUCAAGAUAACGAUGUUAUUCAAGCUGUCAUUAUUGUCCCAACAAGAGAAUUGGCUCUUCAGACAUCACAAGUAUGUAAAGAACUUGGGAAGCACUUAAAAAUUCAGGUCAUGGUUACUACAGGUGGAACUAGCUUAAAAGAUGACAUAAUGCGUCUUUAUCAACCAGUUCAUUUACUUGUUGGAACUCCUGGAAGAAUCCUUGAUCUUACAAAAAAGGGUGUUUGUGUUUUGAAAGAUUGCUCUAUGCUUGUAAUGGAUGAGGCUGAUAAGCUUUUGUCACCAGAGUUCCAACCUUCUGUUGAGCAGUUAAUUCAUUUUAUGUCUUCAAAACGUCAGAUCUUGAUGUUCUCUGCUACAUUUCCUGUUACGGUGAAAGAUUUCAAAGAUAGGUACCUGCAGAAGCCCUAUAUCAUCAACCUUAUGGAUGAGCUUACCUUAAAGGGCAUAACACAGUAUUAUGCUUUUGUGGAAGAAAGACAGAAAGUUCACUGCCUCAACACACUAUUCUCAAAGCUCCAAAUAAACCAAUCUAUUAUUUUUUGCAAUUCCGUGAAUCGAGUAGAACUUCUUGCUAAGAAAAUCACAGAGCUUGGCUAUUCUUGCUUCUAUAUUCAUGCUAAGAUGCUUCAAAAUCAUCGGAACAGAGUAUUUCAUGACUUCCGCAAUGGUGCCUGCAGGAAUCUCGUUUGCACUGAUCUAUUUACAAGAGGGAUUGAUAUUCAAGCUGUCAACGUCGUUAUCAAUUUUGAUUUUCCCAAGAACUCAGAAACUUAUCUUCACAGGGUUGGUCGAUCUGGAAGGUUUGGACACCUUGGGUUAGCCGUGAACCUGAUUACUUACGAAGACCGCUUCAAUUUGUAUAGGAUUGAACAAGAGCUUGGGACAGAGAUCAAGCAGAUCCCUCCACAGAUAGAUCAGGCUAUCUACUGCCAGAAAAAUGUAGCUUUAGAUUAUGAGAUCAAACAUAGUUAUGUAACUGAGAACAGUGUUAUUCAGACCUCAGCGUGGCUGGCACCAGAGGAGUUGAGGGGCGGCAUCGGGGACAUGGCACCUCCGGCAAUGAGGCGCUGUGCCGCGCUGCGUCUCUUUGCACGGUGUUGCGCCUCUGCUGGCGUUCAAUCCAGUGGUUUCUCUGGGUCAUAG
Molecule: messenger RNA, 1677 nt
Organism: Fraxinus pennsylvanica
Lineage: Eukaryota; Viridiplantae; Streptophyta; Magnoliopsida; Lamiales; Oleaceae
Source: the annotation of a GenBank genome assembly